AUGGCCAAAGAUCUUCUGAAGAAUUAUGGUUGGCGUAUAUAUUUUUCAACUAUUAAUGAUUGGAUAUAUGUCAUUGAAGAAAUCAUUUCAUUUUGCUAUAAUAAUCGUACCCCUUUUUGUUAUUACGGGUGUUUGCUCUUAUCAUGUGAAUGGAUUAGAUUUGAUGUCAGGUCUAAACCAAGUUCACAAGGUUCUGGUAAAAAAGUAGCGGUAGUUGACACUCUGAUAGGAAGUUCAGCUAACACCUCAUCAAAUCUUAAUGAGAAUAACAAUAACGAACUAACAACAGAUGCAAGAAUGAAUGCAACUAUAGAAGAUGCUAGAAAUGGUACUAGUGCGGAAUUGCCUGGCUCUUUAUCAGGACAUGAAGCUGAUGAUUUUAUUGAACAAAUUAUGGAAGAAUCUGAGCAAAUGAUUACAUUAAGUGAAGAGCCAAGUACAUCAACUUAA
This is a messenger RNA of Funneliformis caledonium, 450 nucleotides long. The record is from the annotation of a GenBank genome assembly. NCBI's taxonomy places the organism in Eukaryota, Fungi, Glomeromycota, Glomeromycetes, Glomerales, Glomeraceae.